Pipistrellus nathusii (Nathusius's pipistrelle) is the source of this 5244-nucleotide messenger RNA. NCBI's taxonomy places the organism in Eukaryota, Metazoa, Chordata, Mammalia, Chiroptera, Vespertilionidae. The record is from the annotation of a GenBank genome assembly.
AUGAGUUUACCGCAGAAACCGGCUCUGAAAUCAGGCUCAGCGGCUGCAGCAGGAACCGGACCCGGCACCGGAGCGGCGGCGGCGGCGGCAGCGGUACCGCCUCCUCACCCGGCGGCGGCGGCGGCGGCGGCGGCGGCAGCGGCAGCGGCGGCGGCGGCGGCGGCAGCGGCAGCGGCAGCGGCCCCUCCUCACCCGAACAUCAGGGCCCUCCAGACCCAGGCGCCCCAACAAAUCCCUAGGGGACCUGGGCAGCAGCCCCUGGAGGACCGGAUCUUCGCUCCCACGGUCUCGGCGGUGUACAGCACGGUAGCAAGACAGCCAGGACCCCCGACCCCUUCCCCUUAUGCCGCACAUGAAAUAAACAAGGGGCAUCCAAAUCUUGCGGCAACGCCCCCGGGACAUGCAUCGUCCCCUGGCCUCUCUCAAACCCCUUAUCCCUCUGGACAGAAUGCAGGCCCAACCACGUUGGUAUACCCUCAAGCCCCUCAGACAAUGAAUUCGCAACCUCAAACCCGUUCUCCGUUUUUCCAGAGGCCUCAAAUACAGCCUCCUAGAGCUACCAUCCCGAACAGCAGUCCUUCUAUUCGUCCUGGUGCACAGACACCCACUGCAGUAUAUCAGGCCAAUCAGCACAUCAUGAUGGUUAACCAUCUGCCCAUGCCGUACCCAGUGCCCCAGGGUCCUCAGUACUGUAUACCACAGUACCGUCAUAGUGGCCCUCCUUAUGUCGGGCCCCCCCAACAAUAUCCAGUUCAACCACCGGGGCCAGGUCCUUUUUACCCCGGACCAGGACCUGGAGACUUCCCCAAUGCUUAUGGAACACCUUUUUAUCCAAGUCAGCCAGUGUAUCAGUCAGCACCUAUCAUAGUGGCUACCCAGCAGCAGCCCCCUCCAGCCAAGAGAGAGAAAAAAACAAUAAGAAUCAGGGAUCCAAACCAAGGAGGUAAAGACAUAACAGAGGAGAUUAUGUCUGGAGGUGGCAGCAGAAAUCCUACUCCACCCAUCGGGAGACCCUCAUCCACACCUACUCCUCCCCAGCAGCUGCCCAGCCAGGUCCCCGAGCACAGCCCUGUGGUUUAUGGGACUGUGGAGAGCGCUCAUCUUGCUGCCAGCACCCCUGUCACUGCAGCUAGCGACCAGAAGCAAGAGGAGAAGCCAAAACCAGAUCCAGUGUUAAAGUCUCCUUCCCCAGUGCUUAGGCUAGUCCUUAGUGGGGAAAAGAAAGAACAACUGGGCCCGAUGUGUGAGACUACUGCAGCAGUGUCCUUACCAGAGCUUCCUCUGCCUCCGUCACCAACUGCUGUUUCUCCAAUUGCUCGAAGUUCAAUUGCUUCCCCUACUUCUGCUGCUCUUAGUAGCCAGCCAGUGUUCACCACUGCUCUAGAUGACAGAUGCGACCUCUCCUCAAAAGAAGACACGCUUCCUGUACCCAACCCCACAUCUUGCACAGAAACAUCAGGCCCUUCACAAACUGAUGUAAUUGAUGAUGACAUAUGCAAGAAGUCUUGUAGUGUAGCUCCCAAUGAUAUUCCACUGAUUUCUAGUACUACCCUAAUUAAUGAAAUGAAUGGAGUUAAUGAAAAAUUACCAGCCAUGGAGAGCAUUGUGGAAUUAGUAAAACAGGAGGUGUUGCCAUUGACUCUUGAAUUGGAAAUUCUGGAAAAUCCCCCAGAAGAAAUGAAAGUGGAAUGUGUUUCAGCUCCCAUCACCCCUUCUACAAUUCCUUCCUUUUCUCCAUCUCCUCCAACUCCUCCUGCUUCUCCUCCCACACCAGUCAUUGUUCCUGCUGCUGCCACUGAUGUUAGUGCUGCUAGUGCUCCCACUGCAGUCCACAGAGUCUUAGAAGAGGAUGAGAGCAUAAGAACUUGUUUUAGUGAAGAUGUGAAAGAGAUUCAGAACAAAACAGAGCUAGAAGCAGAUGGGCAAACAGAAGAGAUUCUGGAAUCUCAGAACUUAAGUUCAAGAAAGAGCCCUGCCCCAGCUCAGACAGCUAUAACUGCACCAAAGAUGUGGAAGAAACCAAAAGAUCGGACCCGAACCACUGAAGAGGUGUUAGAAGCAGAAUUGGAGCUUCCAGUUGAAGAGGAACUUUCAGGUGACAAAGUACUUGAAGCUGAGCAGGAGAAAAUGAGCCAAGGGUUUCAUCCUGAGAGAGAUUCCUCAGACCUAAAAAAAGUGAAAGCUGUGGAAGAAAAUGGAGAAGAAGCGGAGCCUAUCCGUAAUGGUGCUGAGAGCGUUUCUGAGGGGGAAGGAAUAGAUGCUAAUUCAGGCUCCACUGAUAGUUCUGGUGACGGGGGCACGUUCCCUUUUAAACCAGAAUCCUGGAAGCCUGCUGAUACUGAAGGCAAGAAGCAGUAUGACAGGGAGUUUUUGUUGGACUUCCAGUUCAUGCCAGCCUGUAUACAGAAACCGGAGGGCCUGCCUCCCAUCUCUGAUGUAGUUCUUGACAAGAUCAACCAGCCCAAAUUGCGAACUAUAGAUCCUCGGGUUUUGCCUCGAGGACCAGACUUCACUCCAGCCUUCGCAGAUUUUGGAAGGCAGAGCCCUGGUGGAAGAGGUGUAUCUUUAUUAAAUGUUGGACCACGGAGAUCUCAGCCUGGCCAGAGAAGAGAGCCCAGGAAGAUCAUCACGGUCCCUGUGAAGGAAGACGUGCACCUGAAAAAGGCCGAGAACGCCUGGAAGCCCAGUCAAAAGCGAGACAGCCAAGCCGAGGAUCCCGAGAACAUUAAAACCCAGGAACUGUUUAGAAAAGUUCGAAGUAUCUUAAAUAAAUUGACACCACAGAUGUUCAACCAACUGAUGAAGCAGGUGUCAGCACUUACUGUUGACACAGAGGAGCGGCUGAAAGGAGUCAUUGACCUGGUCUUUGAGAAAGCUAUUGAUGAACCCAGCUUCUCUGUGGCUUACGCAAACAUGUGUCGAUGUCUAGUAACGCUGAAAGUGCCCAUGGCAGACAAGCCUGGGAACACAGUGAAUUUCCGGAAGCUGCUAUUGAACCGUUGCCAGAAGGAGUUUGAAAAAGAUAAAGCAGAUGAUGAUGUCUUUGAGAAGAAGCAGAGAGAACUGGAGGCUGCCAGUGCUCCAGAGGAGAGGACAAGGCUUCACGAUGAACUGGAAGAAGCUAAGGACAAAGCCCGGCGGAGAUCCAUUGGUAACAUCAAGUUCAUCGGAGAACUCUUUAAACUCAAGAUGCUGACUGAAGCCAUCAUGCAUGACUGUGUGGUGAAACUGCUGAAGAACCAUGAUGAAGAAUCCCUGGAGUGUCUGUGUCGCCUGCUCACCACCAUCGGCAAAGAUCUGGAUUUUGAGAAAGCAAAGCCACGGAUGGACCAGUAUUUUAAUCAGAUGGAGAAAAUUGUGAAAGAAAGAAAAACCUCAUCUAGGAUUCGAUUCAUGCUUCAGGAUGUGAUAGACCUUCGUCUGUGUAAUUGGGUAUCUCGAAGAGCAGAUCAAGGGCCUAAAACUAUUGAACAGAUUCACAAAGAGGCUAAAAUAGAAGAACAAGAAGAGCAAAGGAAGGUCCAACAGCUCAUGACCAAAGAGAAGAGAAGACCAGGUGUCCAGAGAGUGGAUGAAGGCGGGUGGAACACUGUACAAGGGGCCAAGAAUAGUCGAGUACUGGACCCCUCAAAAUUCCUGAAAAUCACUAAGCCCACAAUUGAUGAGAAAAUCCAGCUGGUACCGAAAGCACAGCUGGGCAGUUGGGGGAAAGGCAGCAGCGGUGGAGCAAAGGCAAGCGAGACGGAUCCCUUACGGUCAAGUGCUUCCAGUUUAAACAGAUUCUCUGCUUUACAACCUCCAGCACCCUCAGGGUCUACAUCUUCCACACCUUUAGAGUUUGAUUCCCGGCGGACCUUAACCAGUCGUGGAAGCACGGGCAGGGAGAAGAAUGACAAACCCCUUCCACCUGCACCUGCUCGUCCGAACACUUUCAUAAGGGGCAGCAGCAGUAAAGACCUCUUAGACAAUCAGUCCCAGGAAGAGCAACGAAGAGAGAUGCUUGAGACCGUGAAACAGCUUACAGGAGGCAUGGAUGUGGACAGGAACAUCGUUGAGGCUGACCGGAGCAAAGCCCGGGAGUCAGUAGCGAAACCAGAAAUUCCAACAACAUCAGCCCCCGACAAGCCUUCAUUGUCAGAAGAGGAAAUGGAGAGGAAGUCCAAAUCUGUCAUUGAUGAAUUUCUACACAUUAAUGAUUUUAAGGAAGCCAUGCAAUGUGUGGAGGAGCUGAAUGCCCAGGGCCCGCUCCACGUGUUUGUGAGAGUGGGGGUUGAGUCCACCCUGGAAAGGAGCCAGAUCACCAGGGAUCACAUGGGCCAGUUACUGUAUCAGCUGGUGCAGUCAGAGAAGCUCAGCAAGCAGGACUUUUUCAAAGGUUUUUCAGAAACAUUGGAAACAGCAGAUGACAUGGCCAUUGAUAUUCCCCAUAUUUGGUUGUACCUUGCUGAACUGGUAACUCCCAUGUUAAAAGAAGGUGGAAUCUCCAUGCGAGAACUUAUCAUAGAAUUUUGUAAACCUUUACUUCCUGUUGGAAGAGCUGGAAUCUUGCUUUCUGAAAUAUUGCACCUUCUAUGCAAACAAAUGAGCCAUAAGAAAGUGGGAGCCCUGUGGAGGGAGGCUGACCUCAGCUGGAAGGACUUUUUACCAGAAGGGAAAGAUGUACAUAAUUUUCUCUUGGAACAGAAGUUGGAUUUUAUAGAAUCUGAUGGUUCCUGUUCCUCUGAAGCACUUUCAAAGAAAGAACUCUCUGCUGAAGAGCUAUAUAAUCGACUUGAGAAACUCAUUAUUGAGGAGAAAGCAAAUGAUGAACAGAUCUUUGACUGGGUAGAGGCUAAUCUAGAUGAAAGCCAGAUGAGUUCACCUACAUUCCUUAGAGCUUUAAUGACAGCCGUUUGUAAAGCAGCUAUUAUAAUAGCUGACUGUUCCACCUUCCGAGUGGACACUGCAGUUAUCAAGCAGAGAGUGCCGAUCUUACUCAAGUACCUAGACUCGGACACAGAGAAGGAACUGCAAGCACUUUAUGCACUACAAGCAUCAAUAGUCAAACUUGAUCAACCUGCCAAUUUGCUACGGAUGUUUUUUGACUGCCUGUAUGACGAAGAGGUAAUCUCCGAGGAUGCCUUCUACAAAUGGGAAAGCAGCAAGGACCCCGCAGAGCAAAAUGGAAAGGGUGUGGCCCUCAAAUCUGUCACAGCAUUCUUCACGUGGCUCCGGGAAGCAGAAGAGGAAUCGGAGGAUAACUAA